GAAGACUGAGUUUGAUUCUGGUUGAUUACCUGGGGAAAAUAUCUCCUCAGCAAAACAAGCAACAACCUGUAUCUUGAGGCUCCUGUGGUUACCUUGGUGAUUGGUUACAUCCUCCACUAAUGGGGAGGUUGUACCAGUUUAUAAGUCAGAAGAACAGGUUGCUACACUUGUUGGUCUCUAGGACGACUCCGGUGGCAUGGUCAUCAUUUUCAUGAAAGUGAGCAAAGAGAAGCCAGUCACAGGAAAGCACUGACUGAACUCACUUUCUGGAGACCUGAGGAGGGCAUAAAGUCCAGAUGACCAUUGUUGAAGUUGUAAGAUAGGUGAAGUUUAGACAUCCUUAAAAGCCAGCAGUCUUUCCAAUGACCUUGUGGAUUUAAUGAAGUCUCAAACUGAAGCUCCAUCUGUGUGGGUCAGAGCCAUGGCGGAAAUACCUGCCACCGCGGAACCGAUUGGUAUGGGUCUUCGGAUCCAGGUGUCAGCGGUUCAAACGGUGUUCUACAUCUUACUGGUUUUGAUCGGGAUCUUGGGAAAUGCUACGAUCAUUUUUGUGAUUGGUGAGGGGGUUGUUAAAGACCAAGGUGGAGGUCGCGGCUCGGACAUGAUCCUGGUGAACAUGGCCUUCUCCAACCUCAUGGUGUCCAUCACGAGGAAUGCCCUACUGGUCAUAUCAGACCUGGGAGUUGAGCUGUACUCAUCCAUGGAAUGGUGCCGGUUUCUCAUGGGCUUAUGGGUGUGGCUGCGUUCCGUGAAUGUGUGGUCCACCUUCUUCCUCAGCGCCUUCCACUUCCAGACUCUUCGACGGAUCACUCCUAUCGCUGGAAACAAAGGCCCGUCUAAAAUUCUUUUUGUCAUCUUUGGCCUCAUCUGGAUCAUCAACCUGCUGUACUCCAUCCCUGCGUACAUGUUUUCAACCAAUGGGGACAAGAAUGCGACAGAGACCUUGAUGUUGGUGAGCAGCACCACACGCCCCCUACUGGGCUGCGUGUGGAACUUCCCCAGCUCCUACAGCGGCCUGGCCUACGCCACCACCUCCAUGGUGAUCCACGAGAGCCUGCCCAUUGUGCUGAUGAGCUUCACCAACCUGGGCUCCCUGUUUACGCUCUAUGCCCACAGGCGCUCUGUCAUGCUCAUGCAGAAGAACCCCGAGGCCCCCGUCAUCAAGAGGGUGCCAGCCGAGAGACGCGCUGCCAAGGUGAUCCUGGCCCUAAUCAUGCUGUUCAUCACCUCCUGGGGUACCAGUAUCAUCUCGGUCAACUACUUCAACUACAAUCGUGGCUCAUCUACAGAGUUUCUGUUAGUCAUCGCUCGCUUUGCCAACAUCACCUUCAUUGCACUGUCACCCAUUGUCCUGGCAUUUGGACACCGACGUCUACGGGCUGUUAUAAAGGCUUUGGUCUCUCACUGA
This is a messenger RNA of Clupea harengus (Atlantic herring), 1408 nucleotides long. RefSeq names its product olfactory receptor class A-like protein 4. Gene Ontology annotation, cellular component: membrane. NCBI's taxonomy places the organism in Eukaryota, Metazoa, Chordata, Actinopteri, Clupeiformes, Clupeidae. Gene Ontology annotation, biological process: G protein-coupled receptor signaling pathway. Gene Ontology annotation, molecular function: G protein-coupled receptor activity. The record is from RefSeq and is a predicted model, not a curated record.